Stylophora pistillata is the source of this 16601-nucleotide messenger RNA. Its product is annotated as E3 ubiquitin-protein ligase rnf213-alpha. NCBI's taxonomy places the organism in Eukaryota, Metazoa, Cnidaria, Anthozoa, Scleractinia, Pocilloporidae. The record is from RefSeq and is a predicted model, not a curated record. Gene Ontology annotation, molecular function: ATP hydrolysis activity; ubiquitin-protein transferase activity.
GGAAGCGAUUCAACAUUUAGUGGAAAACAUUGCAGUUGAUCACACAAGGAUUUCCACUCCACGUCAACAUCGAGAGAAGAAGGUUUUUUUGGAAAAUUGAAUUUGACAGAACAUUUUCUCAAAGCAAGACAUGUAGUUUCAGAAGCAUUUCGUGUAACGAUGAAGUGCCCAUCUUGUGGGAAUCCCGAACUGCAAGAACAUCAUCGCUUCUGCUGCAGUUGCGGCUUUAAUCUUGCUCUUGCAACUUCAAAAGUGUCAAACACGAGCCCUGAGCAAUUCACAGCUACUGCAGAUCACCUGAACAGGACUGAGGUUUUUGAAAACAGACCACACCCUUCUCAGGAUCAGGGCUCGGAUGUUACUGGUCAACCCCCUUCAAUAACAGAAUCAGCCGAUGAAGCUAAAAGCAAGAGAGACGAAUCGGAAAGAGACUGUUCUUCAAAUAAAGGAGAGGCAAAUCAGAAUAAUGAUAUUAAAAGUCCUCCUAAUUCGAGCGAGGUUGAAGCCUUACAAAAAGAAGGAAAAAUCCCUCUCACUGAGUCAAACAUCGAAACCCGUGAAAACGGAGACCAUUCUUCUGAUACACCAAAGUCCCCCAAUACAGAGGCAACUGUAGAGCAGGAACGCACCGAAGCAGCACCGGAACCAGAAACGGUUAACACCGUCAGAGCCACACCCAACACGGUACCAGGAGGAACUCAGACAGGAGAGGUACCAUGCAUUUCAGCAGAAGACCGAGUACACAUCAGCGAUGAUCAAAACGGCACAAAAGCGAGUGGAAGUUCUAAAGAAAAUGUUUACCCAGGUCUGAGUGGAGACUCUGAUCAUGAUACCAAUCAACAGGCGAUAACUCCACCCAUCACUACUGACGAAAAAAGAACCACUUGUCCAGGACAACUGGAUAAGAGCGCUGCAAAUCCGAGCAUUGACGCGAAGGAAGAAGUCAUGAAGAAAAGUCACAUUGAUAGCAGCAGAGAGCCUACAAAUGAUGUUAGAGAGCGACAAGAAGAUGUCCAGCAGGUGCCACGUGGGGAGAAUAUUGCUGUGGAGCAGAGGAGCAACACAAAGGUCAUUUUAGGGAAUACGGAGGGUGCCAAGAAUGAUUCAACAUUCGACAGCAAUAAAGGAAAGGAAACUGGUCAAGAUACUAAGGGUAAAAUGGCUGAGAGUUCAAAUGUUACAAAGGAUAGGAGAGCUGCUGAUGAUAAAGAGAAGCAAUCCACGAAUGCCAAUGGUAACAGCAACAAGUCAGAUAAUGGCCGACAAUUCGUCUUAAGGUCUGAAUCUAAUGCCGCAUCAGUAGAAAAUAUCAAAGGGGAAGCUUCCAAACCAGGAAUGUUUCAAUCAGGUGAAAACGGUAGAGGUGGUCAGAGCACUAACCAAUCAGCCACUAACCAACCAUUAACAAAUAACAAACCACUGAGUGCUCACAGUGAUAAAAGUGAACCAAAUUCAGACACCGAAUUUCUGACUGUCAUUUUCCACGCGUUAUUAACGCCAACGUUCCAUUUCAACCCUCGACAAGGGGAUAGAAUUUUCAUCUGCGGGAGUUUUCCUUUUUCAUGGAAAGACCCUCAGUCUCAAGUUGAAGUUCGCAUUGUCAGGGAUUUAUCCGAUGGCUACUUUCUUUUGGAGGGAAGUGCCAAUAUUACUCUGCGACAGGCAUCCCGGAGAAUCUCCUACAAAUACGUUGUAUUUCGCUCUCAAGGAAAGAACGCGCCCCUAAAACCAUUAUGGGAAUAUCUGCUUGGCUUUAUACCUUACGUGAGAGAUCAUGUUAACCGCUCCUUACUUAUACGUGAGGAUUCUCGGGAAAGCAACGCUGUUUGGCACCAAUAUGACGAUGCAGUCUUCAGUGAACCUCGAUUUUGGGAGUCCGUUAGCAGCCAUAUACCCUUUCUGGGAAAAGUUCCUCUUGAUCCAGCGGAGGGUCGAAGAAGAGCCAUGCUAAUCAUGUUACCGGAAUGGGACAGAAUUUCACUUGGUGAAAGAGGAGUUAACGCGUCAACUGCCUUGACUCAAAUUAACGAUGUGAUGUAUUGCAUGAGAGAACAAGAAGUGCAGAAUGGAAGUUACAUUUCCCAUCGCCCCCUAAUCGGUUUUGAUGAAAGGCAGGUGCUGUUUGACUACCUGUUUCCACGGCUGAAAUACAACACUCAAGUGCAGCAAACCCAAGCCAAAGAUUAUGAAGUUCAAGUUAAACGACUGGUUACUUCUAUUAUGAUCGCGUCCCUCGCUGUUCGUCAUCGCCUGAUAUUCAUCGAGGAUAAUGUGUUGAAGGAAAUUUUAGAAAAUCUUGCGUUGCAUGGAAACACUAUUCAGAAGAAAUGCAUCGAGCUCGAGGAACUUUCGUCGUAUUUUCCAGAUAAAGUGCAGAGGACACUGGUGGAGAACUUGAAACGACUGUGUAAAUACGUAAUUGAGGAAAAGGACUGCGUAUUUCAUUGGUUGUUCGCGGUCCCCUUGCUUCAUUUCUUAUCGAAAUCAGUAGCACCAUUCUCGGGCGGACAGCUACCAGCAGCACCAAGUUCACUUAAUGACAACAAUUGGUGGGGAGCAGAUGACUACUUCGACUUUGUUCGAGUUCGACGGCAAGCGUUCAAUGCAAGUGAGAGGGCCAACACUCCAGCACUUUUGCAAAACCAACUUUCUCCCAUGUUUGAGCUUGACCCAUUGUUCAAAAGAACAUUUUUGUUGGUACUUUCAAUCUGUGACAUGAGCAAGGUGUUAAAGAGGGGAAAGUUCUCUUUGUAUGAAGUUUGUUGGACACUUCUUCGGAUCGUAAAGGAGAGAGAUAGGCCCCUAUUUCUCACGGAGGAAGAGUGGAAUUCUCUUGAAGAAUGCAUUCAGGACAUGAACGUCGCAGUUGCUGAAAGGUUUGAGAGGGCGGGACACUUCACUCAGUGGGAGGAAAUGACGUCACUAGCCCAAGCAGUAUCACAGCUUUUGCAGCACCUGCUAACAGAGCACCAACUAGCAAUCCAGAAGAAAAGUCAAAUACUCUGUGGCCUUCUGAAACUCCUAAGCAAAAGUCUUGUCCUGGCUAAACAAGACUCUUCUGCUAUGCAGUUUGACGGAAAGGAAGGCACUAUGCAUGAACAUAACUUCAAACAAUCGUUUGAAAGUUUACGGAAAUCUUUGGAAACGCUGCAUCGGGCUUCAGGAAGGUUACAGAACGCAUCAGAAAAGUACUGCGAAGAAGAAUUCCAGUUUUGGUCGAACCUUCUAUCGUUAAAGCUGGAUGACGAUGAAAUGCAACAAAGCCUGGAAAGCUGUGUGAAAGGAGUACUUGAAAGUCGGAUUUGUGAAAUCGACUACCAACGUGUCAUAGAAUUAUAUUGCACCCUUGAUCUCAGCAUUUACCAUCAAGAAGUUGACGACUGCCUCAUGUCCGCUGCAUUCAAGGCUAUAGACCGUUCUCGACAGGGCGACAUCAGGGACGACCAAUUGGAAAAGUUGAGUUGGAGUCUAGAAUCAUCAAAGCUAACUGACCGGCAGGCAUCUGGGGUCGGCAAACUGUUUGGUCGUUUUCUAAAGAAGCAAUGGCCAGAGGGAAGAGAUGGAGGAGAUCCUUCGCGCGAUGAGCUUUUGCGUCAUUUGUUUUCCUGGAAACCGAUGGAAGAAUACUUGAAGUACUUUAACGGCCAACGUCAAGAUGGAUUAAGUCUACCUCCUGAAGGCUUGGGGCUUCUUCAUCAGGCAUCUUCACUUUUGGAAGAAGUCAGCACAGGCCUCAGGAAUGCUGAGAUUGACGUGAAAACUCUACGACUUGUUCAGAAAAAUCAACAAAAGUUCCUAAAGUUGAACUAUUUGCGAUCCAGCUCUGGGGAAAAUCAAUCAAAAGUCCCUCAUGAGGCGAUCAAGAUAGAUAGAGUCAAGGAAAACCAAAAAGAGACAGAUCCUAUGGAGCUGUUUCUUGAAAUGCGUUGUGAUGAGCUUAAAGCGUUUGAAAGCGAGAAAGCAGCAGUAUCAUCGUUCGUGGAGUUUUGUUCUGCUUUAAAAUCAGUUAAAGUGAACUUGGAUGAAAUCAAAGAAAAGCUGAAGAAGGACAUAACAUCUUGUCGUGUGCUUGAUCUUUGCCACAAGCGCGGAAACACUGAAGAGCCUCUGGUAAGAUAUUUUGAACUCACGUCGAAGAAUAAGAGAAUGACCAAGUAUCUUCACCAACUCCAAUCCAGUUAUCUUUUCCGUACCAUCUGGCAUAAGUGCGAGGAAAAGGUUGCUCCCAUUUGCCGAGAUGAUCCCCGACUAGCUGGAAUACUGACAUUAGACGCAGUAAACGAGCUUUUGUGGACCCAGUCUUUCGAAAGAUGGCAAACUCUGUGGGAUCGAGUAUGUAGCGGGCAAAUAAGUCUGAGAGAAGUGGAUGAAAGAUUCGACAAAUUUAGAAAUGAAUCUGAGCGUUUCGAUAUUGAAAUUGGAAUAGCACUGAAGCUCCUUCCCGAUGAACAAGAUAGUGAAGCCGCCAUCAAUCAGCGGGUUGAUCAGAUCAAACAGUACCAGAAGCUGAGGGGAUGCGAGGAAGCUGCUGCGGCUAUCUUGGAGUUUCAAAACGCCAUGCAGCUUGAAGGAGACUUCCAAGUACUGGAUGACUUUCGCAAUCAGAUGAGCGACGAUUUUCGCGGGCGCCCUCUCUCAACUAUUGGUGAUGAUGUUUUAGAAAUGGGAAAAGAUCUUGAACAUGUAACAGCAGUUAUGAUUAAAUGCUUGAAGACUGUCGCUGCUUGCAAAGACUAUAUCUAUUGGCUUCGUGAGGAAGUAAAAGGAAGGGACGAGGUGAAAACUCUGGUGGACCUAGCGAUGAUGUCGGCUGGUGAGACUGACAUUGAAACUGAUCGUGUUUCCUGUGUCCACACCACUGCUCUUGGCUUUGCUCCCUUCAUUUUUGAUUUGGACAAAGACACCAGCUUUGGGGAACUUAUCAGGACAUGUGAAAGCGUGUGGAAGGAGAUCGAAAAAGAUACAUCUUUGCUCGAAAAGCUGAAAAGCAUCAGCCGCCAUCUUGAUUGGCUUAAGGGCGUAAAGGAUGAGCAUGCCAUGUCGUCUCUCAAAUUGGCUCAAGCUAUCAACGAAAAAGGAGUCUACUCCAUUGGCAAGUUGCAGGACAGUCCAGCAUCAACUCAGCUCUAUGACAAGAAAAAUGUGGACUCCGUCAUCAGUUUACUGUUACCUCCAAAUGACCAAAGUGGUAAGCCAAAGGAAUUCAGUUUGGAGAAACUUCAGGAUCUACAAAGUAAACUUGCGCUAAUUUCGGGAAAGGAUUCACAACGAGGUCAAGAGGAUAUAAACAAGUUUGGAGAGUUGCUACAAGGUGCCGUUCAACUUGGCCAGGCGUAUGUUAAUCUCUGUGAAAUUGGAGACGUGUCACGCCUCCAUUGGAAUGAAGAAUACAAAUGUAAGAGCUCUAUGGGAAAAAGGAUCAUCGAUGAAAUCCGUUUAAAGAGCGAGGAAUUUGAAGAACUGUACGACGCAUGCAGAGAACAUAUCAACGAGAUGAGGAUGAAAUACCGCGAGUUAAAUUUUUUUACCAUACGGCAACUGUUGUUCUUGCGCAAGGAACUCGCCAGUUUGAAACAGGGCUCGAAAUUGGAAUCUCUUAAUCUCCAAGUUUAUAGUCUUCUGGAAAAAGUUCUUCCAGGCCUUCACCGAAAAUUACUGAAGGAAGCUCUUGGUGAGGCAGGUAUCUGGGAAGCAGGUUUUGAUCUGGAAUUUUACGGCGGCGAAGAUGCACGUAGCACAACAUCCCAGUCCAGUCAAGAUGACCCUGCUAGAGACAUCAAACAGAUAAGUGAAAAGUACGAGAGCCUUCGUGAUAAUGUGGAGAAGUUUAAUCCUUCAGAGCCUGAACGCCUCGCUGUGGCAUCUCUCUGCAACGAUACAGAGGGCUCCGUUGCCGAGCUUGUUCUUUGGUGUGUGCAAAACAAAGACAAAAGCGACCUUAUUGAUGAACUCUACGAGAAAGCUUUGGAAGACACCAGAUUUCGAGGCAUCAUAGGUGAGGAUCUUAAUUCAGACGAAGAGUCAUCACAAUCCUCUCAACAUUCUGAUGAUCAGAUAAGUUUACACGGUGACGAUGAGUUUUCACAUUCAAGUCUACCUGAAGAGGUAAACUUCGAUCUGGACGAAACAUUAGGGGGCACCUUUUUGAGUCUGGACGAAAUUGGCGUAUUUCUGUCCUGCUUGGUUGCCGGAAAUGAGGGAAGAGUUGCAAAGAGAGAAAUCCAAACUUACUUGAAAAAAGGACAGCCGAAUCUCAUGCUUGCAGACAAAGAGAAUAUCUUUUCCGCUGUUCUUGAACUUUAUAAGGACGAGGGAAUGCAUAGUUUGCCAACUAGCGACGAAGUCCUCGUUUGCACAUCUGAAACGACAUCUGAGGAGGUCGAGUUGUUAUGGCGUCGAGCCCUGGCAAGCAAUGGAAAAAAACUUUACUGUUUAGUCAAUGGUGACCUGUUAGACUAUGAUGUCAGUCAAAAGGUUGUGGACUGUUUAUUCACAUUGCUGCAAGAUUAUUCCAACCCUGAAGACUUGGCCCUUGUUGUUCUAUGCAGUAGCGAAAAUGAAGAACGAGCUCAUAUUAUCACCUGUUUGGAGCAGUUCAAAGUAUCAAUGCCGAGAUAUCCUCGACCAGACGAGCUGCGACGAUUCCUCGCAAAACAGUUUAGAGUGCCAGGGCAGAGGCCUGGUGUGUAUCGUGAGCGGCACGUGAUUUGGAAUUCAGCUGCAGAAGUUGGUCGAGCGGAGAACUUAAACGUUCUCGUGGUAUCCUCUGACCACCCUGGAGUUGGAAAAACCUUGGUCGUUCGUAGGCUGGCAGAAGAAUUGGAAAAGCUUCCCAACAAUCAGCUUGUCGUGGAGGCAAUGCUCCAAGAGGGUGAAGAAACACUUCGUUUGUGUGUAACAAUUCCUUUCCACGACAAAAAUGCGCAUGUAGCAGAUGCUGUUGGUUUUUUUCUUCCUCAUGCUAUACCAUCGGAUAUACCUUUGUCCAGAAUUUUUCAUCUUGAUUGUUCCUGUGAGGUAACGCCAGAGUUCGAAACGUUGCUGUUUAAUUUACUGAUCUUGGGUGAGCUGACUGAUGAGUGUGGACGCGUUUGGAGAAGGAACUCCCACGACUUGUAUAUCCUAGAAGUCACCAACCCCACCUCAAUGGGACCUAAGGAGUCACCUGAGGCUUGCAAGUUCGAUGAUCUUCUCCCUCAAAUCAGAUGCUCUCUUCCAAGAGACACUCUUUUCUCCUUGAGAAGAAAAGGCGCAGCAGUAAAAGAAAGUAAUCGCCCAUCAUUUGAUGAGGGAGAAUUAGAGAGCGACGAAGUUCAGCGUGUGUGGCAGUAUCUUCAGCUGAUCAAGGAGGAACCUGAACUUAUCCAGCAGUUUUACUAUAAUCCAAGCAAUAAACGCACGAGUCCAACCGAAUGUCUUAAAACAUUAAUCAGGAACUGUGGAGUUAAGAACCCGUCAUGGUCUGAGCUUCGUUAUUUUGUGAACUUUUUGAACUACCAGCUUAGGGAUUGCGAGAAAAGUACGUUCUGUAACACCUCUUUAGUAGAGGACACCUUGGAAGGAUUCCGGACAUUUGUGGUUAAUUUUAUGAUAAUUAUGUCAAAGGAUUUCUCGAUGCGAUCUUUAACAGACAAAGAUACCAAUCAGAUUCACGGAGCAUCAGCUGGUUCAGAGGAAGAGCAAGAUAUUGUUCCCUUCCGACUCCGGAGACGUUGGGAGAAGAGGCCUCAUCCAUAUAUCUUUUUUCAUCCGGAUCAUGAUACCAUGACUUUCCUCGGAUUCCAAGUUGAUCAAGAAGGAAAUCUUCUGGAUCCGCAGACUCAAAAAAUCAUUCAAGAAGGGAUCAUGACAAGACAUCUUCGCACGGGACUUUCUGUGCAGAAAGUGGAUUUAGAAAACAGCUUUGAGUCCUAUUCGAAGGUUCAAAAAAUUCAGUUGCUGUGCGCUGUCAUGGGUAUCGACUUCGGACAUGAUCCGGAUGACUCGUACGAUCCGGAUGACUCGUACGAGCUGACGGGUGAUAAUGUCAAGAAAAUUCUUGCCAUCUAUAUGAGGUUCAGAUGUAACAUCCCAGUUGUAAUCAUGGGGGAAACAGGAUGCGGAAAAACAAAGCUCAUUCGAUAUUUUUGCGGCCUACAGACAGAGGGAGUUAAACAAAGAAACAUGCUGUUAAUGAAGAUCCAUGGCGGCACCACUUAUAAAGACAUAGAAAGAAAUGUCCUUCAAGCCGAGGCAAUGGCCAUUAAUAAUAGACUGGAGGGCAAAGAUAUCGACACCGUUUUGUUUUUUGAUGAGGCGAAUACUACCGAAGCAUUGGGGAUGAUAAAGGAAAUUAUGGUGGACCGAAGAUGUAACGGUCGUCCCCUGAAUGACAGUUUGAAAUUCAUUGUAGCUUGCAAUCCGUAUCGAAAGCACACAGAUGAAAUGAUACAGAAACUAGAAUCUGCGGGAUUGGGCUACCAUGUAACAGCUGAAGAAACUGCUGAACGCCUCGGUAAAAUCCCAUUGCGUCAUCUUGUUUAUCGUGUUCAUGCAAUACCAGAGAGCAUGCGUAGUAUUGUUUGGGAUUUUGGGCAGUUGAAUCCGGAAGUAGAAGAGCUUUACACCCAACAGAUUGUGAGGAGAUAUGUCAUUCAGCAAAGUCGCCUUCCAGGAGAUGAAAACCUAGUCAUUGCCAUAGCAAGUGUUUUAGCAGCCUCCCAGAGAUUCAUGAGACAGAAAAAGGAUGAAUGCAGCUUUGUUAGCUUACGUGACGUUAAACGAGCCAUGGAGGUCAUGCUGUGGUUUCACAAGCAGUACCAGCACUUUUUUUCUUUGAUGCAAGAAGAGGAAAGUGAAAAUGAAGACGAUAGCGAGAAUGAAGGCGACAUCGAAAAUACACUCGACCUUGAAGAAUCUGUCGCAGGACCAAUUGACCCAGUAACCUGGUCUUUAAUUCUUGCUCUUGGUGUUUGUUACCAAGCACGGUUAACAGAAAGGAAGGAAUACCGUGAGGCAGUAGCGAAAUCAUUUCGAACACCAUGUAGGCUUCCUGGUGGAGCUGAAAAGAUUGAAAGAGAAAUUUGUCGAUGUCAAGAAGCUUUGAUGGGGGAGCUAGAACUUGGACCCAACAUUGCCUGCAACGAAGCCCUUAGUGAAAAUGUGUUUAUGAUGGUGGUGUGCAUUGAGCUGAGGAUUCCAUUAUUUGUGGUUGGUAAACCAGGCAGCUCCAAAUCCCUGGCCAAGACUGUUGUAGCCGAUAACAUGCAGGGAGCAAGAUCAAAAUCUAAACUUUUCAAAAAGUUUAAGCAGAUUCAGUUGGUUUCGUACCAAUGUAGCCCUCAGUCCACCCCUGACGGGAUACUAGCAACAUUUAAACAAUGUAGUAAACUUCAGGAGAGCAAGAACAAACAAGGAACUCCAGACACAUUUGCUUCUGUGGUAGUGCUAGAUGAAGUCGGACUGGCAGAGGACUCGCCAAAAAUGCCCUUAAAAACUCUACAUCCCCUGCUGGAAGAUGAUGACCAAGACGACGAGUUUGUGAUCCAGUCUGGAAAGAGAUUUACACACGUUGCUUUCAUUGGUUUGUCCAACUGGGCGCUGGACCCAGCCAAGAUGAACCGUGGAAUAAUGCUUUGCCGCAAUGAACCUGACGGUGACGAACUGGAGGCAACUGCCAGGGGUAUUUGUGGAGGUGAUGAGGACAUAAUGACACACAUAGAACACCUUAUAACCCCGUUGGUCCGUGGCUACAGAGACCUCUACACCAAACAGAAAACCCUGAAGAAACUGAUCGAGGGAAAGAAAGAUGAAUUUUUUGGACUACGAGACUUCUACAGUCUCAUUAAGAUGAUCGUCUGCAUCGCAAAAGAGCAGGAACGCCGACCAAACUGGGAAGAGCUCGAACGGAUCAUCAAGAGAAACUUCAGUGGCUUACUGGAAGAGGCCUUUAACCCUGUGAAAAUACUUAUGGACCAUAUUGAUUUUCCCGAGGAAUACGUUCAGGAUGAAGAACGUAGAAAAGUGGACUCUCUGGAUCUUAUUAGGGCAAGCCUGAAUCGGGAAAGCGUGAUGGGAGAUGGACGGUAUCUGCUCAUCAUGACUGAGAACUUUGCAGCUUUGCCGAGAAUAAAACAGCUCUUGUUAGAACAAGAUGAGGAAGAACCAUACGUUAUCUUUGGAAGUGGUUUUCCUAAGGACCAGUUAUUCACUCAGGUUUGCCGCAAUAUUAACCGUGUCAAAAUGUGUAUGGAGACGGGCAGAACGGUGAUUUUGCUGAAUCUCGAAAACCUGUAUGAAAGCCUCUACGACGCCUUAAAUCAGUAUUACGUCUCUUUUGGAGGAGAGAAAUAUGUCGACCUUGGACUCGGGAAUAACCGAGUCAAAUGCCGAGUUCACAAAGAUUUCAGGCUUAUUGUCAUUGCCGAAAAGGACGUGGUCUACAACAAGUUUCCCAUUCCUCUGAUUAACCGCUUGGAGAAACACUUCCUUGUUAUGUCAUCUGGACUCACUGAGCCUCAGAAAGAACUGUCUAACGAACUGGAAGACUGGGUUGAAGGUUUUGCGUCUAUACUGCAUCGCACCCACGAAAGACAGAGAAAAUUCACAAAGGGAGAUGCUUUCAUUGGUUACGACGAGGACACUGUUCCGGCCGUGGUUUUGCAAGUUUGUGCUGAGCUUCACAGCGACGGAACCUCCCUCACAGACCAAGAUAGAAAGUAUUGGGUGGAAGAAGUGCUUAGCAUAUGUAAGGAGCGUUUGCUACAGUGUGCGACUCCCGACUCUGUUACUCGUCUCCGUUUCUCACGUCUGAGCCCAAACGCAGACGAAUUAUGGACGAAGUACUUUCACAAGCAAGAACACUCAAGCCUGGCCAACUUUUUAGAAAAAGUAGUCGGGGCUGCCAAGUUUGGUGCCGAUGGGAUGUCUAAUGCAUCAUUUCGUGCCCAAAUUUCGACACACUCUCGUCUUCUGACAGAACGAGACAUUUCUUCCAUUGCCGGUGCUGUUAACCUUCAUCCAAGUUCAGUAAAGUGUGUCUCACUGAAGGAGUUCCAAACUGAACAGGAUUUCUGCAACCGAAUAGGGAGAGACUUUUGGGCCAAGCAGGGAGGAAGGGAGAGCCUGUUAAUCGUUCAGUGCGAUUCGGCUCACCAAAACCUGAAUUUGGUGGCAUGCUCUCGUCAUCUGCUCAUAGAAGAGUUUCGGGAAAUGGAGAAGGAGUUGGGGGAAAUGGCCGAAGAUUCGGACGAGGAUUUAACUGGUACCAGUCACAUACUCAUGAUCAUACAGUUGCCUAGAGUCAGAGGGGGCUGUAAAGAGUUCGUUGGUGUGCAAGGUGAAGGAUGGUUGUCUGUCCACAUCGACGAGUUGUGCCCUCCAAGUGAGGAAAUACCACCGAUUGAAGCACUGUUGGACCGUUCGGUCAGUGAAAUUUUCGAGGGUGCCCUUAACGAAACAGAAAAGAAAGAAAAUCAUCCUACUAUCAGCCAAGUUCUAACAAGUUGCGUGCAAAUGGCGGCCAGCAAGAUCGAGGAUGAUGAAUCAACGCUUGAAAGGGCAACUAGAAGGAUUGAAUUGCUGCUUAACUUACUUUCGAGCACUGGGCAACAGGAUGACAACCGUUUCGAGCUGGUGGUGGCAAAACGACUCCAUGUCUUGCUAGUAGAAAGAGAUCAGCGAGCACCAAAAGAGGGAAAGGAGUGGCUCGAGGACGAGGCCAAAUCGUGCACUGUGAAGGAAACUGGAACAUUCAAAAAAGCACUUUGGCGCCGUUUCCAGUCUGUGGUGGCCCCUAUUCUGGCAGAAGUCAUAGCAUACAUCGAUCGCGACGGAAACCUUGAACUGGCUGCCAGUGAAGACCCUUGGGUAUCACGUCUCUGGUUGAACAUCUUUGAAGACGCGUCUUUUUCGGAUCUCAGUUAUGGAAUGUUUAUGUCUCGAGAGGAAGAUGUGGAGAAAGUCAGAAGCAAAGUUCCAGUUGUAAAAUCAGGUUAUCGAUCGCAUGCCUUUCAAUGCAGGUUUCCAUUUUCGUGGCUCCUCAAAGAACAGAUAGAUGAGAUGUUUCAAGAGGCCAGAAGUAUUGCAGAAAAUUCUCACGAAACCCUCAUUGAAUGCUUACGGAGGUUGUUGGACGCUUCAAGCGUGAGGCAGAUUGUUUCCGAGGCCACCUCAAAAGGCGGCGAUGAUUCAGUGGCUCGUUAUUUGCAUGACUUUACACAGAUGGUGCACAAACCUCAAGAUGAAGCUGAGACUGAGAUUGUUCAAAGAGCGAUUACAGCCGCUGCAAAAGAGCUUCAGAUCCGUGGACGUUCACCAGAUGAUAGGUUCGCCAUGGAUUUUGCACUGAUUCAUGUGGCACAUUCUCGUAUUCAGCAGCGACUCAACUGCUUAGCCUUGUUUCUUCAAGUCAAGCCUGACCUUGCAGAGCACCUUUGUAACAUAUUUUCUUGGGAAGAAAACGAAAUGACUGUUGAUGCUAUUGCUCUGCAAAUGUGCCUGGAACGUAUGGAACCUUAUGCUGAGGAACUAAAGACCACCUCACAGAGACAGGCUUGGUGUGACUCAGUUUUGUCAGUGAAGAUUCCAGUGGAAGAAAUGAUCGGCAAAAGGACGACCGAAGACAAGAUGCGUGUUGGAGAAAAGACUGAGUCCAUGCUAAUACACUGCAGAUCAAUGUGGCAACGCCUUAGUGCCGUGAGACUAUUUAUCGAGCACGCGUAUCCAUCCCAAGACUCAACAGAUUGUGGAGAUUUGCAGAGCAUUUUAAACCUUUGGAAGGCCCUUGGUGAAAAAACAGAUUUUACAAAGGCAGAGUCCCUGCACACUGUUGAACGCUUUUUGAUAAGCUGUGCGAAGGAUUCUCUUCCACGAUUUCAAGAAAAUGAAGACUCUGAAAUACAGGCUAAAUUUAUCCAUCGUUGCAACGCAUUCUUCAUGGAGAUUAUUUCACUGUUUUGCUUUGGAGACGACGUGCGUAAUUUGGAUCCAGACGUAUUUGAAAUGCUCAUGAAAUAUGUUACGGGAACAUACUCUGCUGGUGCAACGAGGGAAUUCUCACCUUUUCCUGAAUCUGGAACAGACAGUAGUCCUGUUGUGAGAUCAUUCCUCUUGCAGCAGCUCAUCAAUUCAAGUGACAAAAAAGCCAAGCAACACCUAGAGCGCUUCCUCUUCCAAGCUCAAGGCCUGUCUUCAGAGGUGCCUCAUAUCCUCAAUGUUUGUCUACUUGCCGUGCAGUGUAUGGAGAACUACCACGAUGGUACAUUGGCCAUGUGCGCUAGCCUCGAUCUUCCACUGCAAAUUGGUAGCGUUAACAAGAUUUGCCAAGAUGCACUAAGCACGUUGCAGGAAGACUUCACAAGUUUUGAUGAAAUCCAGGUAGAUUCAUUGGAAGCAGUGGCUAAAGCACGCUGCUGCUUAAGGAUAGCGGCGUACUACCUAUACCUAAGCUGUGUUAACGACGAUGAAAAGUGGCUUCAAAGGGAUACGCGAGAUACAAUGGCAUACUUCUUCAAUACCGUUCAGGCCCUUUGCUCGUUGGGUCCGCCAGGUUCCAAAUCUCCUGCUCUCUUUCUACUCAAACAGCUAGUGAAACGUUACGGGGGACAUGCCAUUGUUACCGUGUCUGAAAAGCCGGAUCUUGCGUGGAUCGUUCCCGCUGAAUUUCAACGAAGUGAGGACGCUGAGAUGAAUCUGGAUCGGUUUCUUGUGUAUGGAGAGUUAUAUCAGGAAUUAAGAGACUCGAUAGCCAGAGCAAUGUUAAGCAACGACACGGAUGAACUAGUUGCGUCAUUAGAGAAGUUGCGCGAGGUACCGAGGCAACACGCUAAAGAUAUCAUUCUUCUUCUGGCUUUGUAUCGAGAGAUCGCAGUGCCGCAAGGAAUGUGGGCCCAAAACUUGCAGUUUCAGCCUGAAAAAUGUGCUGUAAUUACUGACGUUAUCCUGUCAAGGGUCAGAUUUCUUUCUAUCACUGCGCAACAUUUGGUCACUGGUCUUUUGAGGAAUCCUUUCGGCCUGGGAUUUCCGGUGCUUACCGUCCAAGAGACCCGCAGAGAAGCGGAGAAGGCUUUGCCUGAUAUCUUGUUUCACGUGACUUCCGUCCUUCGGUGCAUAGAUUUUGACGAGUUGCUGAACCCUUUAAAGGAAAUUUUUCUCGCUCCGCGUGAAAUGCUGGACUCUUUUCUUCCAACAAUGCCAGAAGACAAUUUUCAUGAGACUCUUUCAGCCAUGACAGAAGGUGGAAAAUGGUAUCAGUGUCCAAAUGGUCAUCGUUACUUUAUUGGUGACUGUGGAAGACCAGACGAGGAGAGCUUUUGCCCCACUUGCGAGUCGCCAAUUGGAGGACUUAAACAUGAACUGGUUGCCAACAACAGGGAGGCAUGCAGGAUCGACCGUUCUAACAAAGGGCAUAUCUUGGGAGCACCUCGACGUUUUACAGUCACUGAAAGAGAUCUUUCUCCUUCUAUGGUAAGCUUCCUGAGGAUCAUUCUCCAUUCAGCCAUGAUGACCGGAGCCCAAGAAUAUCCUGAGGCCAUUAGUCAGCUUAUACGUGGGCUAGAUGUUGAGCCAGGUAAUGUAACUGGCUUCCUCUGGGACCAUCUUGUGAAUGAUUUAGAGAAUGUAUCGGCCAGCCUGGAAAGAAACGUGGAUGAAGUGUUGCUGAUAGUUCAUCACCUUUUAGCGACGAUUGUGGACCGUUCAACAGCCAGAGAAACUGAUGGUGCUGAAAAGUGGUCAACUAAAGAAAAGAGAAGACAGUGGGAGAACGAGUUUUCGGCCGUAUUUGCAAGACCUCUCUUCACGAACCUUGACGAACAUUUGAAAAAAUUCUAUGCCCUGUCUGUAAACGACAGAAGACUAGGGAACGAUCCACUGAUGCGAGAGGUUUACGAGGUGGACGACCUUUCACUUCCUCGCUCGGCAGCAGACAUCCAUCCUGGCCACGCAGCCUUCUGGAAAUAUAGGACACGUUUGACUGUUGAGCACGUGAUUCGUCAGUUCCAAGACGUUAAAUCAAACAUGGCCUCAUGUAAAGUCCUAGGAAAGUUCUUGGAGGAGGAACACAGACUUCGAGCAGUUCGUCACCUGCCGGACAUACUGACUUUGCUAAGAGUACUAACUGACCGGUUUUAUCGACGAAUCGACAGAGAAGAUGCCAAUAAGCUCACCAUACGAGAGUUUUUGCAAAAAUUGUCCAAAGACCAGAGAGACAAGUUCAAAAAGUUAUUCCAAAGCUUUUGCGCCGCUUGGGAUCAGGUUCGCCAUCAGCUGUGUUCACCAGGUCGUUUUACGCUUUCUCGAGAACAAUGCUCUGAGCCAAUAGAAAUGGCCUCCACCGUAUCCUUGUUACUACCAACAAACGAUGGCUCAGGUGUUUGUUGCAAAGCUUUGCUGUUCUAUUUGGUCAAUGCAAAUAAUGAUAUGGUAGAAGCAUAUCACGGUGCUGUUGGCUCUCACGAAAGCGCACGUUCCACUGCUAAGAUUCCCCUUUCGGAAGUUUCGAUGUCGCAGUUGGUAGCGUAUGACUCGGAAAAGGACUUGCUACCUGUGAUGCUAGCUAACUGCACCUACUCACUAGAGGUAGGAAAGGAAACAUCAUUGCAGUACAACUGGGAAGCCCUCCAGAAGCAGAUAGUUGAUAGGUACUUACGGGGAAGGCCUAUCGUGGAAUUGAAGCUGGAUGAUUUCGUGUUUCGUGAAGAUGACCGCGAUGUGUCCUUCGACAACUUGAGGGAAAAAAUUCCACAGGAGCCAAUUGAUAGUCGUAGCCGUACCCAGAUUCUUGCGGAUUUGAAAGACCUCAGGGACGUGAGUGAUUUGCUCUCAACCCUGGAAAUGGCGGUUGGUUUCUUGUCCAAGGCAGGUGGAAAUCCAGAAACAAAAAUCUGCGAUUAUCUCAAGCGUGUUCUUCGUCUCAGUGAUGGAAAGUCGAGCUUAAAGAGUAAGAAGGCUCAACAGUUUUGCUGUCUGGUUCAUGUGUUGGAUCUGUGGUCCACACUCGCCGUGGCGCGUGCGAAAUCCUUAUUUGAACAUGGACAGGAUCCAUUUGAGAAGAUCUCAGAAAUUUUUAAACAAGAAAUGCAGCGACCCGCAAUCACACGUUUCAGUGCAGCAUUGAAAAAAGUAAACGUUGAUUUGUUUUUGAGUAGAAUCAUCGAAGUCAUCAGUUUGAUGCUUACUCAUGAAGAAGACGUAACCGGUGAACUGAGGCUCAGUGAGUACUUAUCGAUGAGUUUUGACGACAGCUCCGACCUGGACGAGAUUCCCGAUGAAGUCUGCGUAAAGCACGUGAUUCAUGCGUUCCAGCUUGCAGUAGAAAUGCGAGACAGAGACCAAGGACGCAGAAGGUCCAUGAUGUCCUAGGACAUAAUUUUUAGAGUUUUCAGAUUUACGUUUCUAGGCUUCAUUGUUAUUUCAAGGACUUUCCAACUGACUGUUUCCAUGAUUUAUAAUCAAUUGAUGUAUUGUUCAUUGAACAAUAUGCAUGAACUCAAAAUGAAACUGAAAUGAGGAACUACCAGGUUAGAAUAGACGAAUAUAAACUUACAUAUUACCGCGAAAACUUAAUUUUCAAUAACAGUUAUUCAACCAUUAGCAAUAAAGGGUAACAAGUCGUUAUGAAA